AUGGCCUACAACUCCCUCCCCGACGUCUCCUCGGCCGCGGCCGCCUACCGAACCUGCCAGGGCGACCGCCUCGCCAGACACCUCAUGAAGGACCUGUUUCGCCGCCACAACGUCCAGGACACGUUUGGCCUCGCGCUGCUGCACCGCCACGGACAGCUCCGCGCCGGCGAGCGCAUGACGGCCGUCCGCGGCACCAACAAGAGCCCGGCCCCGAGCCAGCUCGGCGAGCCGGCCGUCUGGCGCGUCAACACGGCCGACGGCCGCGUCAUACCCGUCGAGUUCUCCCUCGAAGCGGCCGCGGUCGACUGGCACGACCUUCGCCUGCAAGUCUUUGUCAAGGAGUUUCUCGCGCUGCUGCUCGAGCACCAGGCGCACAAGCACUUUGGCCUGUGCCUCUACCCGGGCGACGGCUAUCCUGGACACAUUGAGGUCGAGGAUGGGCGAAGCACCGUGGGGUUGUUGCCGCAAGAGGCACACACUCUUUCCCAGGGAGACUUGAUCGAGGUGGCGUGGUUUUACACCAAAGAUCACUUGGAGCGCGGCUGCAAGAACCACUGCUUUCAUGGCAAGGAAGAGCCCGGCGAGAGCUCAUAA
Molecule: messenger RNA, 594 nt
Organism: Beauveria bassiana ARSEF 2860
Lineage: Eukaryota; Fungi; Ascomycota; Sordariomycetes; Hypocreales; Cordycipitaceae
Exons: 2
Coding region: 1-594 (197 amino acids)
Source: RefSeq, a predicted model, not a curated record